AUGUUUACUAAAGUAUUUUCGAAAUCUGUACAAUGUCUAUGGAGGCGUUUGGCAUCCUCAACAUCACGCGAAAUAAAGAUAGAUCCUGCUAAUGGACAGCUGCCCUACUCUACCACCAACAGAUGGCAUGCAGCUAUGAACUUUCUUCACAAGCCUACUGAUAUUCCUCGCUACCAUUAUCCCAUCAUGCUCACCAGUGUCCUUGUAUUUGCCAUCUACUUUAGUGUUCUUAGAGAAAGAAACGAAUAUGAUAUUAUUUUCGAACAGCCCCCACCUCCUCCACCUGCUGAAGGCUAG
Molecule: messenger RNA, 297 nt
Organism: Rodentolepis nana
Lineage: Eukaryota; Metazoa; Platyhelminthes; Cestoda; Cyclophyllidea; Hymenolepididae
Source: the annotation of a GenBank genome assembly